AUGCACAAUCCGGAGAUCGUCGAGGAGCUCCUGGCCGAGGCGGCCACUCGUGCGCGCCUGGAUGAGCCGGCGGACGCUAACGCGCGUGCACACCUAGAUGACGAGGCCGCCCGUGCGUGCCGUACCGCGGAAGCUGCUCGCGCAGAGACCACCGCGCUCGCCCUCGCCAAUGCCCAGGCCGUCUCCGCCGCUCUGCAUGCGCAGGCCGUCGCUGUCCAGAACUUUCGCGCCUUGGUGCCGAUUGUUCUUAAUCGGGCGUCCACCCAGUACAGCAAGUGGCAGGGGCUUUUCCUCACGACGUUGGGCAAGUAUGCCCUUGAUGAUCACAUUCUUCAUACCGGCGACCCUCCUGCCGAUCCUGGUUGGGCACACAUGGAUUGCACCGUGCGCUCCUGGAUGUAUGCCACCAUCAGCACCGAUCUUCUCGACGACGUCAUGACGCCCGGCACCACCGCGCGACGUGUUUGGCUCGCCAUCGAGGAUCAAUUCCUCGGCAACAAGGAGACACGGGCUCUCAUCCUCGAUGAUGAGUUCCGCAAUUUCGUCCAGGGCGAUCUCUCCAUUGCAGAAUACUGCCGGAAGUUGAAAUCUAUGGCCGAUGCUCUUGGCGAUCUGGGCGAGCCGGUCCAAGAUCGGACCCUCGUCCUUUCCGUCCUACGCGGCCUCAACGAAAAAUUCGGCUACAUGGCUGCUCUACUCAAGCGCCAGAAGCCGUUCCCCUCCUUCAUCGAGGUCCGCAACGACCUCCUUCUGGAGGAGAUCACCAUGACUUCAAAGCCGGGCUCCACGUCUACUGCCCUUCUUGCCGCCACAGAUCGAGCUUCAUCUCCGGCGGUUCCUUCCUCCAGAAACACCGGUACUGCCACUUCUUCCGGCAAUGGCGGCAAUGGUGGCUCUCGGCGCAAUUGUCGUCGGCGUCGCAACGACAGCACCUCCAACGGACCUUCUUCGGGCUGGCCAUCCUUCUACAACCCAUGGACCGGGACCAUUCAAAUGUGGCCCGACCCAUCGCAGUCUCGUCCGCCUGUCCCGGGUCCGCGGCCUAACAUGCCCCAGCACCCGCGCAGCCUUUCCCAGCAGCAUGCCCUCCUGGCGGGUCCUGCUGGCGCGUUCAGCCUGCCUGCCACACCGGCCCAACCAGGCAUGCCAGCCCAGCCCCUCUGGCUCCCACCUCCCGCUUUGCACCAGUAUGCACCACAGCCCGCUCUGCAGUCUCCUGUGCCGCAUGCAGAAGCAGGACUGCCGGGUUUGACACCGCCCGUCUUCGGCCAGUGGGACCAGACCGCUCUCGCCAACAACUUCAACACGAUGACAUUGACGCCUCCACCUACGACAAACUGGUACAUGGACUCAGGGGCAUCUUCACACAUGACAUCGAACUCCGGACCUUCAAACCAGGAACGUGAUCAUCAGGUGCAAUAG
Messenger RNA from Phragmites australis (common reed), 1422 nucleotides. RefSeq lists its product as uncharacterized. Bases 1 to 1422 code for a protein of 473 amino acids. The record is from RefSeq and is a predicted model, not a curated record. NCBI's taxonomy places the organism in Eukaryota, Viridiplantae, Streptophyta, Magnoliopsida, Poales, Poaceae. The transcript is spliced from 2 exons.